Molecule: messenger RNA, 2673 nt
Organism: Petromyzon marinus (sea lamprey)
Lineage: Eukaryota; Metazoa; Chordata; Hyperoartia; Petromyzontiformes; Petromyzontidae
Gene: SCLY
Product: selenocysteine lyase
Source: RefSeq, a predicted model, not a curated record
ACGCAGCCCGGAUUGGCACGAUGGCGUCAAUGACGAUCCUAUUAAUGCUUCCUGCGAGUGACGUCAUCACCGAGAAACGCUGCCGGAUUGGCACGUGGAGACUGCCAUGAGGGCUCGUAGCGAGCCGGGUCUGCGGCUUUGCCAAUCCACUGCUGGAUGAAUCUUUGUGGGCUCACCUCGCCACGUGGAGGCCGGUGCGAGGUGAACCGUGAAGAACCGUCACGAGCCGUGAAUUUCUACUGCUGAGAUAUGGCCACAACGGAAACGAACACCAUGGAGAGGGUCUACAUGGACUACAACGCCACCACACCAUUGGCCCCGGAGGUGGUGGAGGACAUCAGCCGGGCCCUCACGGAGGCCUGGGGCAACCCGAGUAGCUCCUACGGGCCAGGUCAGAAGGCAAAGGCACUUAUUUGCCGGGCUAGAGGGAACAUUGCCUCCAUGCUGGGAGGGUGCCCAGAAGACAUCAUCUUCACGUCCGGGGGAACCGAGGCAAACAACUUGGUGCUGCACACGGCUGUGAAGCACUUCUGGAAGACGCGGAGCGCCGGCGGGCGAGAGGACGGGGUGCCAGCCGCGGGGAGCCGAGGGGCGGCGCUGCCGCACAUCAUCGUGUCCUGCCUGGAGCAUGACUCGGUGCGCCUGGCGGUGGACAGCCUGGUGGCGGAGGGCCGGGCAGACUUUACGGCAGUGCCAGCCUCGUGGGUGACGGGGCGCGUGGAGGUGGACCAGGUCCUGGCUGCCAUCCGCCCGACCACCUGCAUCGUGUCGAUCAUGCUGGCCAACAAUGAGACCGGCAUCAUCAUGCCGGUCGCGGAGAUCUGCCGGCGCGUGCGCGCAAUGCGAGGAGGGGGCGCGAUGCCGCGUCUGGGCCGCGUGCUGCUGCACACGGACGCCGCCCAGGCUCUCGGCAAAAUCAGGGUCAACGUCGAAGAGCUCGGGGUGGACUACCUCACCGUCGUGGGGCACAAGUUCUACGGGCCGCGCGUGGGAGCGCUGUGCGUGCGGGGCCUCGGCGCCGGCACACCGCUCGUCCCCAUGCUCUUCGGGGGCGGCCAGGAGCGCAACUUUCGUCCGGGGACUGAAAAUACCCCCAUGAUUGCUGGCCUGGGCAAGGCCGCGGAGUUGGUGUGUCAGCACCUGGACGAGUACGAGAGGCACAUGCGGCAGACGCGAGACUACCUGGAGGAACUACUACUGGCGGAAUUUGGGCCCGAGCGCCUGCACUUUAACGGCCACUUCUCGGGCUCCGACCGAUUGCCCAACACCUGCAACGUGUCCAUCCUGGGCCCCUGCCUGCAGGGCCACAGGGUGCUGGCGGAAGCUCACGGCCUGCUGGCGAGCGUCGGGGCCGCCUGCCACUCUGGCAACACCCACCGGCCGUCGCACGUGCUGCUGCAAUGUGGCGUACCGGAGGAGGUGGCUCUCAACGCCGUGCGCCUGAGCGUGGGCCGCGAGACGAGCCGUCGCGACGUGGAGCGCGCCGUCUCCAGCCUGCGCGCUGCGGUCACCACGCUCACGGCACGGGGCCCCGCCGGGACUGUUCCUCGCGUCGCGACUCCCCCGGCGGAAGACUCCGCGCCCACAGAGCAAGAGUCCGUGUCAGACAAUGAUGUGAACUCCACUCCAAUAAAUAUAAUUUCUAAUUCCGGAGACGCUUAGAGAAAUAAUCGAGCGAGAUGGCUGGGCGGCUGACGCGCGCAUUGGCGCGCCCAUUUCACGUCGCUGAGAUGUUCGGUUCAAAUCCAGGGAGCAAGCAGCCAGGCCCAAUUAAAUCAGGUUCUCGUAUAUCGAGAGUUGAUUGCAACUUGUUCACCAACAACUACACAAAAUACGACUUAUUUUUUAUUGCACUUGUUUACCCAUGGAAGCCUCAGUCUCGACUCUUUUUCAGAUUUAUCAGUAGGGGGCGAUGUUGCCACGGGAAUUGUAGUAAAGUAAUUUGCCAGUAAUUUUUCAAUACCAGAAGUGUUUUUUUUUAGCUGUGGGAGGAAACUGCAGAACCCGGAGAAACCCCAUGUAGAACAGUGGGAGAACAUACAGACUCCACACACAAUUCGAACCCCCCAGGCCUUUCUUGCAAUGGCCCACAAACGUUACCACUGUGCUGCCGCCGCCAUCCUUCCGUCCUCUAAACAUGAGCUUUCACUUAAUUGGCCGGGCCCAGCUCUGAGUGUUGAUUCAACUUACUCGGGCGACUGCCGUCUGGUGACUCAUUGCUGACGAGGUUUGUGGUGCUUUGCGAGAGAGGCCUCUGCUGGAAUUACUGUGGACAUGAUCUGGUUUAGAUUGAUGUUUCUAGUUGCAUGGUGUGAUCCGCACGGCAGUGGGAAGUUGGUGUUUCCGACAGAUUGAAAUAUUGCCCGAGUGAAUUUUUAUGUCCAAACUUGACGUGAACCUUACAGGACAAUAUUCUCCGGUUUAACAAUGCAGUGGAAAGUAAGACACUCCCCCAACUCUUGGAUUAAAAAAAUACUACGUUUAUACGGGUUAAGUAUGCAGUCGUGACGUUACACAGAACGUGAGCACCGCGGUAUUCGGCGUGACGUGCAGUGGCACUGUCUUACAGAUCGUGGCGGUCUGCACACCAUGCCUCCUGAAUGCACAAACACGCAGAACCAUGUUCCGGCUCCGCGUGCUAAUAAAAAAACACAUCUGUAAUGAGUUUCUGUA